This is a messenger RNA of Dermochelys coriacea (leatherback sea turtle), 1427 nucleotides long. RefSeq names its product RNA binding motif protein 11 (gene RBM11). The coding region runs from base 506 to 1177 and encodes 223 amino acids. Gene Ontology annotation, molecular function: single-stranded RNA binding. The transcript is spliced from 6 exons. Gene Ontology annotation, biological process: regulation of alternative mRNA splicing, via spliceosome. The record is from RefSeq and is a predicted model, not a curated record. NCBI's taxonomy places the organism in Eukaryota, Metazoa, Chordata, Testudines, Dermochelyidae. Gene Ontology annotation, cellular component: nucleus.
UGCUGGCGCUGACUGACCGACGCCCUGCUGGGCCGCCAUGUCCGCGCCGGGGCGGGCUGGGGAGCCGGACCGGACCCUGUUCGUUGGGAACCUGGAGAGCCGCGUGCGGGAGGAGAUUCUCUACGAGCUCUUCCUGCAGGAAGAUCUACGUAUAAAAGACUGAUCAUCAGAGCACAUGGUUUGUUACUACUAGUUCUUGAAGAACCAGAUCAUCUGCAUUAGACAAAUCCUGAGCAGCAGACUGGAUCCCUGUAGGAAACUUGCAGAUUAGGAAAAAAAAUUACUUAGAGAUUCAAACAACUCUGGAAAAAAUAAAGCAGAGUUGAAAUAGUUGGUGGAUGAUUUGCCAUUACUUUGAAAUGUGCCUUCCUUUAAAAACCAAAUACUUCAAGAUGUUUGAUAAUGCAAGAUCACCUUUCUGAAGACUCCCUGCACAGGAUAGCGUGAGCUGAAUCUUCUGCCUAUCUUGAUCAUCAUUCUGCAGUGAUAGAAUUAGAAAAAAAAAAUGGCUGGACCAUUAACCAGUGUGACCAUAUGUAAAGACAAAGAAGGAAAACCCAAGUCUUUUGGAUUUGUCUGCUUUAAGCACACAGAAUCAGUGCCUUAUGCUAUAGCUUUGCUGAAUGGAAUCCGUUUAUAUGGAAGACCAAUUAAAGUACAGUAUCGAUUUGGGAGUUCCCACUCACCAGAGUUAAACAGCCCUAGUCAAGGUUUUGAGAACUGGGUUGACAUAUAUUCACCAACAUAUAGGAAUCAAGAGCCUUAUGGAAGUCCUCCAUUUCCCAUUACUCCUUUUCCAAUGAACAAUGGUUUAUCUCAGGAAUAUUCAGUCUUUCAAAAGAUGAUGAGCCAUUUUUUAACACAGCAGUAUGCUGUUUACAGUCCAAUGGAACAGCAGCUUCCUUACUAUCAGAUGACUCCACCACCAUCUUCAGUUUUGCCCAUGCCACCCUAUAUGAAUCCUGUUGAGGAUUUUAAAGCUGGGCAAAGCUCUUUUGAGUGGGUUCCUCCACAGCUGAGUGACUGUGAAUCAUACCUGGCUAAUGAAAAUGCUUGUAAAAGAAAAAGAGAGCAGCAAACUAGUGAUAGUGAAAGUAGUAUGGAAAAUGACAGAAAAAAACAAAGAGAACAUGGCCAAAAAUACCGGAAGUGUAAAGUCAAGAAAAAAAGGCACUAAUACUGUGUGACUGAGUUCAGUUUUUUUUUUAAUUGCACUUUUGUUCUUUUUAUUUGAGAAUGAGCAUCUCUCUCAUUUUUGCACUUUACAAAAAUGAAUUCACAAGAUUCAUGACUCUUAUUUUUGAAAUGUAGUAUGUAUAAAGUAUCCUGACAUUGCAAUUAACAUAUUUGGAGGAAGAAAUCCUUCUAAAAAAGGUAUAGGAAAAGUAUUGUAAAAGUUGGACUUUUCCUAAUAAAGAACAAAAGCA